CACUCUCCUUACACCAUACCACUCUCUCUCUCUCUCUCCUCUCUCUCUCCUUCUCUCUCUCUCUCUCUCUCUCUCUCUCUCUCUCUCUCUCUCUCUCUCUCUCUCUCUCUCUCUCUCUCUCUCUCUCUCUCUCUCACAAAAUAUUCCUCUACACCUCUCUCUCUCCUCUCCUACCCCUCUCCCUCCUCUCUCUCU
Ylistrum balloti is the source of this 195-nucleotide messenger RNA. RefSeq lists its product as uncharacterized. The record is from RefSeq and is a predicted model, not a curated record. Lineage: Eukaryota; Metazoa; Mollusca; Bivalvia; Pectinida; Pectinidae. The annotation marks the transcript as partial. The transcript is spliced from 3 exons.